CUAGCCACAUACAUGCUUCAAAGAAACGCUCAGUGAGGGAUCUAGUUGGAUUUUGAAGCCAUCAUGAGUGGAGGAACUCCUUAUAUCGGGAGCAAAAUCAGCCUAAUUUCUAAGGCCGAGAUUCGUUACGAAGGGAUUCUCUACACUAUUGACACUGAGAAUUCGACUGUCGCACUUGCAAAAGUUUGGUCUUUUGGCACAGAGGAUCGGCCCACUGAUAGGCCCAUCCCGCCCCGAGAUGAGAUCUUUGAGUACAUAAUCUUCAGAGGCAGUGACAUCAAGGACCUGACUGUGUGUGAGCCGCCAAAGCCAACAUGCUCUUUCCCACAGGACCCUGCCAUCGUCCAGUCCUCUGUGUGCUCAGCCCCUCCACCUGCUCCUGCUGCCACUUCAGCUCCAUUCCAGUCGGUGGGCUCCAACGGCCUGUUCAACCGAGCUCCCGUGCCCCUGUACAGCCAGUGUAACACCAGCCCCCUGGUGUCCAUGCAGUUUGGCACCGUUGGUGACGGAAGAUCAGUGCCGCCCUCCUCCUUUGGGAGCAACACACGCUCCGCUGCAACCCAGUCCCAGAGCAGUGCUAUUGGCGCUGCUCUCCCCACUGAUUCACACUCUCUGGGUACCGCUACUGUCCUUGUAUCUAAAGGCCACACCAGCCCCUCCCUGGACCCCCUGAGGAAGAGCCCCACAGUAGAACAGGCAGCCCCGUCGGCCCCCUACGCUCCGACUCACAGCUUGGGCCGUAGGAGUCCCGCUCCAGGCCAAACGACCCCCUCGGCUCCAGCCGCCGGCCAUGCCCAGCAGCAGCACCAUCACUAUGGUGAGACCGUCAGCGGGGCCCGCAGUAACCAGGCCUGGGGUGCGCCCUGCAACGCGCCCAUUUCUCACCAACGCUAUACCACUGCAGGGCUUACCAACUCUAUCUUUAGCUCCGUAGUUGGUGGCCCCCCGCCUCAGAGGCGUGGUCGUGGGGGAAGACAACGCGGCAGGAGCCGCUUCAACGUGCGCCUAGACGGACCCAUGAAGUUCGAGAAGGACUUUGACUUUGAGAGUGCCAACGCCCAGUUCGACAAGGAAGAAAUGGACAGGGAGUUCCAGAGCAAGCUCAAACUAAAAGAUGAGACGGAGAAGGCAGCAGUGAACGUGGAGGAUAAGGGCAACUCCAGUGUGGAGACUCAGAACAGCAAGGGCAACGCUGAUGAAGGGCUGGAGGCACUAACACUUAAAGUUUACUACGACAAGUCCAAGUCUUUCUUCGACAAAGUCUCCUGUGAUUACAGCAGGAAAGCUGCAGAAAAACCUGGAGGAAGCUCUGGUUUCCCACUGCAGCGGAGGCAGACCUGGGUUGAGGAGAGGCGUAUCAACUCUGAGACGUUCGGGAUCCCCCUGCGCGGGGGUCAGUCCCGUGGGGGCUACCGCGGGCGUGGUGGUAUGGGCUUCCGCAGGGGUCGCUCCGCCAGCAGAGGGUCCUUCGGUCCCCCCCGCGGAGGCCAUGGCUACAGGGGAGGAUUCAAUCCAACAAGCCAGGGAGGAUGGGAGUUUUCAGAGAACUUUGAGUACAGGGAUACCCGUGGCUGCGUAGUACACCUGGAGGACAGAUCCAGAGGGGCGACGCCUCAUCUUUAGAAAUAGUUUGUUUUAUACUUUUGACUGAAAGAUUGUAUAUUUGUCAACAUCACUGGGGUAGACUGCUUGAAUGCCACUUUUCCAUAUCUUUUAAUAAUGGAAAUGAUGCAAUCCAUCAAUCUCUUCAAAACAAUUUCCAGGUGGCUAAAUUGUGUAUAGAAAAUAUUUGAGGGAUGUCCUUUUCAGCAAUGAGUUUUUUUUUAUUUUCUUCUUGUAACAGAAGGCCGUAUGACUGAAGAUCGCUGACAGCUUCAUUUUUUGGGGUAACCUGUAAUGUACCAAAAUAGCCAGUGCGAUCUGUCACAGCUUUCUGUGAAUUUUUCAACCACACAAACUGUACCUGUACCUAGUCUGCUAGCUAUCCAUCUAGCCCACUUCUCUAAGCUAGCCAUGAUUUUUAGCUCUAUCAAGUUUUUGUAAAUUAGAUUCUGUUUUAUUUACUUCCACUUCACUAGUGAUGGUGCUAGAUGAACUUGGCUAUACUCUUCUGGUUUGGUGACAUAGUUUAACUCUGGUUACAUAACUAGGUAUUGGUGAAAGAUGGAUCAUAGGUCAGAAGAACAUUUUCUGUAGAUUGCUCUGUACUCGAGGCUACUUGUAUUGUGUAACUAGAGUUGCACAAUGCUGCUGUUUGCUACGGUUAUAUCUCUAGCGUAAUCUAUGUAAACUGCUACAAGAGCUCGCUAAAGCAGGCCAUCUAAGUAUGCUUCUUCCUGACAUUUAGGCCACAUUUCGGUUUCUAACAUUUCUAGGGAGCUUUCCAAAUUGUUGUUCCCUUUUUACCUCUUUUUGUCAGUCAGUUUAAAACCUCAUCCUGAACUCCACAUCCUUGUUCCUCUCAAAGAAACCAGAAUGCCAGAAAGAAUUUGACCCACCAACAGUACUUGAGAUGUCUGACGGAGAGAAACAAUAACCUGAUUGAGGUUACACAAGUGAUGUCAGCCUAAAUGUUCAGUUAAAAAUUGGUUAAAAUAUUUGAAUUGUAGAGCCCUUUUGGUUUUAGCUUAUUAGGUAUUAGUUACAUAGCAAUAUUGAGGCUAAUGUUUUGGAGGGCUUGAAUGAUCGGGCACAAAUUGGGUGAAGGUUGGUUGAUAGGAAGUAAUGAACUUUGACUGAAUGUCUGAUGCUGAUGCUAUCUUGGCCAGGCAUGAAUUAAAUAAGUACGUAAAUAGAGAAACUACUAGAUUUGGGAUUUUAUAUCUUGCAGGAAACGUGACACAGUUGCACUUUUUACUAUUGAAGUUGUUUUAUAUAAUGGUGUCUUCUGUUAAUGUGUUAAUCCUGAGAUUGUAUUCCAGUUCUGCUAACUGCGGAGUCCCAAAUGGCAGCCCUAUAUAGUGCACUGCUUGGCUCUGGUCAAAAGUAGUUCACGUUACAGGGACUAGGGUGCCAUUUGGGAUGAUACCGACGAUGUUAUACCCCCCACCCCGUGUGAACAGGUGUUAAAAAGUACAAGUUCAGUAUUGCGUUUUUUUUUUUUUUUUUUGUGUCCUCAGGAAGUUAAGAUGAAUUUCUUGUUGUGCCUUAAUGCCAGUGAAUUACUAGAAUACUACAUUUGAACUAAUAACGGAGUGAAUAGACAAGUUAAAUAAAGUUGACUUAAAUUGGAAUUUAUUCUAAGAACUUGUGCCCAUUUUGGUGUACUCUGAAGUUCUUUUGCACAGUGCUGUUCGAUGAACUAGGUUAUUGUUUGAUAAUGUACUAGAUUUAUUCAGAAGUAUAGAUGUCUACAUCGGUACAUUUUAUUGAGUGACGGGAGUUGACGCCAAGUCAACGGGGGGGCGUUGCUCAAAUGUCUUAGGCUGCGUUUUAUACAGGCAGCCCAAUUCUGAUAAUGUUUACUAAUUGGUCUGUUGACCAAUUUGGAGCAGCUCUGAAAAAGAUCAGAAUUGGUUGCCUGUAUAAAUGCAGCCUUAAAAGCAUCUCUUGUCUAAGAUGAAGGGUGGUACAGUAGGGUUGUGGGAUGGGGUGAACAACAAACUGUAUUGCCUUGAUUCCUCACUUCCUCUUGUCUUCUCAAAACACAUUGGAGCAGAAGAUCAGAGGGGAGGAACCUCUGUUCUUCUGUACCAAUGUGUUUUGAGAAGACAAGAGGAAGUGAGGCAACACAGUUUAGGUUCACCCAUAGAAUCAAGUGCCUAAUUCAAAGGGAUGUCCUGUAUCUCCAUUUUUUUCAUUGUUGCACAGAAGCCUGCAUGAGGGUCUGGCUCAAGCCACUAUCAUGACACAGCAAGGAUACAAUGCAAUAACUUACUAAAAUGUCUGUGCUGGGGGUAGUUUGUUUGAGCAUCAAAUGUAAUUUAUAUACAGACUUUAAGCUUGUUUAUUUGGGUACAUUUUUCUAACCGUUUUGUCUCUAAACCCAGCAUGACGUCCUCUCUGUGGGCCUCAGUGGACUGGGGUUUUUAUUCAAAGCAAACAAUAAAAGUUUUCAUAUCUGUGCCUGUC
Molecule: messenger RNA, 4071 nt
Organism: Oncorhynchus mykiss (rainbow trout)
Lineage: Eukaryota; Metazoa; Chordata; Actinopteri; Salmoniformes; Salmonidae
Product: protein LSM14 homolog A
Biological process (GO): cytoplasmic stress granule assembly; P-body assembly
Cellular component (GO): P-body
Molecular function (GO): mRNA binding
Source: RefSeq, a predicted model, not a curated record